CCCGAGCGUACGCUCUUUCAAGCGGCCACGGAGAAACCGGUUUGGAUGACGCGCGCAGGUGGCGCUGCGUCCAGCAGGCGCGCUAUUCUCCCCGUAGGCGGCCCGGGCGAAAAUGGCGGAAGCACAUGUUUCCGUGUGACAAAACCGAGCCGUCCGAGGGUCUUCCUUUGUUGUUUGUGCGGAUCUGUGGAUUACAUCGCGGUGCACAACGAGAGACCAACGGUGUGUCAUGCGUCAGUGUGUUGGAUGCAUCUGAUCAUGCCGGCGAAGAAAGGUAGGACCUGCUUCGUGCCGUUGUGCAAAGGCGGCUACAAAUCGGCUGCAGAAAAAGUAUCGUUGUUCCGGGCUCCAGUCGACCCCCUUCGUCGGCAAGAAUGGGCGAGGAACAUCAAGCGAGAAGACAAAGUUCUCGACGAAACCUGUGUCGUGUGUUCCCGUCACUUUGAUGAACGCUACAUAGAAAAAACUUUCAAGCACGUCAUCAAUGGCGAGCUCGUCGAGCUGGACCGCGAACGGCCAGUGCUCACCGACGACGCCGUCCCUACGAUAUUCCCCGACGCCCCCUCGUAUCUGACAAGGCCUGUCCCCAAAAAGAGGGAAGAAAGGAACCUCGCUGACCGUGGUACCCCACCAGUGAAACGCAGGGCUGCAAGCGGAUCCACGCAUGACUGUGAUCCUGGAAAUGCCUGUACAGAACCAGCGCCGGAGACGCACCCGUUCAGCGACAUUCUGCCACCCUCGAUGUAUUGCAGCAGAAUCAUUUUAUCGAACGAUCCAACGGCAUUGUGCUUUGGAUGGCACGCCAGGAUGGAAUCAGACGAUGUGCGUGUCAUAAAGCACGUUACGUUCUCGGCAUGUGCCGAAGCCACCGCUGCACAGGGGAGCGCAUACCUUUGCGCCAUAUAUUGCCGAGGCAUCAAAGUCGAAGAAAUUUGUGUAAGUAGACGAGAUGACGCCCUUGGGGCAUUGAAAAAGGCCGAGCAAUUGCUUCUUUGCCCAGGCUGUGAAAUUGAGCCAGUGGCAGCUGGUCAGUGUGUCCAGUUUGGUUCCAUGCACUUCGCAAAAAACUGCUGUGUGACAACACCUGACGGGAGAGCUUGUUUACGAUGCAAAUACACAAAAAAGCUCAUCCAAAACCAGAUGUACAGGCUCAAGAAGAAACGUCGAACGACAUUUCAGCAACGGAUUGCCAGGAAGUCCCUUCAGCUGUUCCGGGCGAAAAAAAGGCUAGAAAAAGCCCAAGAAAGUGUUGCAAAGCUUCGAACAGUCACAGAAACAAUUUCCAGCUCAGUUUUGGAGGAGAAAAUCAGGAGCCUCCCGCCAAAGCAGCGUCUUGCUGUAAGAACCUGUUUUGAGGCGGCAUCCAGAAAAUCAAGCCGAGGCAUGGCGUACGACAUGCAGUGGGUCCUGGAGUGCAUUUUGAUGCGCAUGAGAAGCCCCCAACUCUACGAGUAUGUUAGAAGACACAAGAUUCUUGCCUUGCCGAGCAAAUCAUGCCUGGACAAACACAUGCAGGGAUUUAAAAGCACGUUUGGUUUCAACACUAGUGUGUUUUCAGCUUUGGAAAAGAAAACACGAGACAUGGACGAGUUCAGCCGCCAUGGUGGUCUUGUGUAUGACGAGAUUAAGCUCUCCGAGAACAUCAAUGUGACGGCAUCUGGCGAACUGAGUGGCUUCGUUGACCUCGGUCCUUUCAUGGAGGAUAGCAACGAGACAGCACUGAGUGACCACGGCCUCGUCGUAGUAUUUCAACCCUUUAAAGGAAAGUGGACACAAAUCCUCGGAGUCUUUGCUUCCAGAGGCAAUGUAAAGGCGCCUGUCCUCUCGAAGAUUCUCCUGGAGGCUACGAUACUGGCUGAAAAUUCCGGCCUCUUCGUCGAUUUCUGGACAAGUGAUGGUGCUCCCUGGAAUCGCUGUCUCUGGAAGCUGCUCGGCAUCAAAGCUUCGUCUAAGGAAAUCACCUGCAAGGUUCCCCAUCCUGUCGACACAGCAAGGAGACUACACUUCAUCUCCGAUUUUCCUCAUCUGAUCAAAUGCGUGCGGAAUACUUUUGUCUCAAAAGGCGUACAGAUUCCAUGUGGUCAUGCUCAUGUUGAUGUCAUCAAAGAGGCAUGGAAAAGGGACAAGGAAGCAUUGACACUGAAAGUGAUGCCACACAUAACACAGGCACAUGUACAACCGAACGCGUUUGAAAAAAUGCGUGUGAAUUUGGCUUUUCAACUGUUCAGUCAAGAGGUGUUGAAAGGGCUUUUCUUUUAUAAAGGUGACUUGGAAAGAAGGUUCAGAACAACGGAGCCAACAGAGCAGUUUGUGAAGCUGAUGGAGAUGUUGAUUUUCGUGAUGUCAUCCAGGGUCCCGUCUAAGGGCCUUCGAGCCCAGUCAGGAAGUGCCCAGUUUUUGAAAAAGUUCAUUGCCUUCUUAAGUGAAUGGGAAGAGUACGCUGCCCAACACGGUGGUGGAUUCCUAAGCGCAGGGACUGCCCUUGGACUCCGUGUGACUCUACAGAGCACACUGUCACUUCUGGACUAUCUGAUUACCUCAGUGCACUACAAGUACUUGUUGACUGCAAACCUUGGUCAAGAUAAACUAGAAAACAUCUUUGGGAUUGUGCGACAAUCCUUUGGAUGUAAUCACCACCCCUCCCCUGAGCAGUUUUUGGUCAUUAUUAACAACCUAACUUUCUACAGCCUUGCAAGACCACCAAAGAAUGGAAACUCGCCAGCUGAGCUUGUAAUUGCACUUUUGCAGCCAUCUGAUGCUGGAAAAGAAAAGGCUGCUCGUGUAACGGCACUCGUUGAUGAACUGUUGGACGAGGGAAGUCUGACUCAUGCCGCAGUUGUGCUAAAAGAGCACAGUAGCCUGAUUGACCACCACGUCUGUGUCGAGAAAAGAAGUGACAGUCGGCUGAUAUAUUACGUAGCGGGUUACGUUGUCCGCAAGUCCCUCAAAAAAUUCCCGUGCCCAGAAUGUGCAUCUUGCUUGAGUGUCCUGCCCCUGCAGGCUGAGUGCAAUGGCAACGCCUCAUUGACGAGAGAAUUCAAUCAUGGGGGUUUGCUGUACCCUUCGAAACCACUGGAGGCACUGGUAACCAGACUGGAAAACGCCUUCACUGUUUUCUUUACCAGAAACAAGCUGCAUGCUAAGAGCAUGAUCUGUUUCCUGCGCUUCCUUCAGGGGCAUGCACUGCAGGAAGUUGGCUGCAGUGAGCAUGGGCGCUUGGUCACAGCAAAUGUCAUCAAAUUCUAUGCUCUGACCAGGGUGCAUUUCUUUGCUAAGGCUGUUAACAAGGAUCGAGAUUCCCAAAGGGAGAAGCAAAAAUUGCUCAAAAUGAGGCGAUGCCGGUGAGGACCGGACUGCGGUACUGGAGAGGCAGAGCACACCAAAUAAAUUUUUCGCGAACAAAGACCUGGAAUAGACAUUUAGCUUUGUGAUGUUUUUUGUGGAUAAUUCGCAAGUUUGUAUGCUCUUUUCCUUUGCUUGCGCGAAUAUACCUUUAAUUCGUUUCCCGAGCAAUGAGGAGAUGAAGGGGUUGUUUGUUACGCGCGCUGCGCUUGCUGGCGUCUGCAACGGUCGAUUAGUAAAAUAAAAAUAAAUGUCAUGUUGCACACA
Molecule: messenger RNA, 3609 nt
Organism: Ixodes scapularis (black-legged tick)
Lineage: Eukaryota; Metazoa; Arthropoda; Arachnida; Ixodida; Ixodidae
Exons: 3
Coding region: 46-3345 (1099 amino acids)
Source: RefSeq, a predicted model, not a curated record